UUUUAGGCGUGUAAGAAAAGUUAAAUAGAAAAACAUCAAAGCUGGAACUGUUUUCUCCAGAAAAAAGAGUCACAUUUUAGCCGCCGUAUUCCAUUCGAGUGUAGUUAAUAAUGGCCACAAAAGCUGUGCUUAGCACCAAAACUCCAAUAACGGAGUUGCAAGAGCUGUGCGUCGCUCAAAAAGCCCCCCAUCCGCUGUACACAUUCACCGGCGAAGAGGUCGACAGCGCAGCGCCGAAUUCCAAGGUUUUCACCACCUCGGUGUCGGCCCUUGGGUUCAGCAGUACCGGCAUCGGCCGAUCCAAGAAGGACUCCAAACAUGACGCUGCCCUCAAGCUGUUGAAGCUGCUGUUCCAGCGAGGGCUGAGCGACAUCGACGUGGACAACGAUGAGCACUUUUUGGCGGUGCUGUCGUCGGACAAGGUCACCGAAGUGCGGGACAUCUGCGUGCAGCGGCACUUCGAGAUGCCCGAAUUCGAGUGCGUGCGCAGUUCGGGACCGUCGCACGCGCCGGAGUUCGAGUAUGAGUGCCGUAUCGGGCAGAUAGUGCGCCGCGGCGUGCACAAGACCAAGAAGGGAGCCAAGCAGGCCGCUUGCAACGAAAUGAUCAAGACGCUUCAGGCCAUGCCGGUGGAAGACAGCGAAAUGCAAGUCCUACCUUUGCAUCAGGCCGCCGAGAUGGACCUGAACGAGGACGAGCACAUCAUUCGAACGUACCGGGAACUCAUCAACUCGGACAUCAAAAAGAAACUGGGCGUCAAAAUUGCGGACCGCCACCGGUUCUUCGAGGAGCUGGACGAUACGAAAAUUGCGGCCGCCCGGCGAAUCGCUAUGGAUGAGAUGCUGCAAGUCGAUGACAAAUGCACCCUGAUUCCGAAGGCUUUGGGGCUGAAGUUCGAAAUGAAGCGGGACAACAGCGACUUGCAGUCAAUCGAAGGACGAAAACUGUACACGUUUGAGCUGUUGAGCUCCGAGUACGAUUGCUUCAUUUUCGGCAAGGGCGAACAGUUUUACGACAGCGUUUACAGAUACUUUAAGAACAUGCUGAAUUUCGAUUAUAUUGAUUGAAUACGCUUUGUGAUGCUUUAUUUUUUAAGGUUUCAAGUAGGUCAUUUAUUCGGCUUAUUACACUGAAUUGAAUUGAAUUACAAUUACAUUUAUGGAUAACACUUUUAAUUUUACCGUCUGCUUACGCCAGUUCCGGUGUAAGGAUAAGUUUUUUGAUAAAAAUGUGAAUGCAAACAAUAUGAACGUCAUUGAGUUUUAUUAAUGUGUA
Messenger RNA from Aedes albopictus (Asian tiger mosquito), 1275 nucleotides. RefSeq lists its product as uncharacterized. The transcript has 2 exons. Gene Ontology annotation, molecular function: siRNA binding; double-stranded RNA binding. The record is from RefSeq and is a predicted model, not a curated record. Lineage: Eukaryota; Metazoa; Arthropoda; Insecta; Diptera; Culicidae. Gene Ontology annotation, biological process: regulation of regulatory ncRNA processing; siRNA processing. Gene Ontology annotation, cellular component: RISC complex; nucleus; cytoplasm. The coding region runs from base 111 to 1067 and encodes 318 amino acids.